CUCAUGGGCGGUGAGUAGAGCUUAUCUCUGAAACCCCAUUUUCCACAGGGCCCCUGGAGUGCCCUGUCUUCCCAACAGAACUUGCCUUUGCUCUGGACACCUCUGAAGGAGUCACUCAGGACACCUUCAACCGGAUGCGAGAUGUGAUCCUGAGCAUUGUGGGAGAUCUGACCAUCGCUGAGAGUAACUGUCCGAGGGGUGCCCGAGUGGCUGUGGUCACCUAUAAUAAUGAGGUGACCACAGAGAUCCGGUUCGCUGACGCCAAGAAGAAGUCUGCCCUCUUGGACAGUAUUGACAAUCUCCAAGUGAUCCUGACAUCUAAGCAGCAGAGCCUGGAGACCGCAAUGUCAUUUGUGGCCAGGAAUACAUUUAAACGUGUGCGGAAUGGGUUCCUGGUGAGGAAAGUGGCCAUUUUCUUCAGCAACAAGCCCACAAGAGCAUCCCCCCAGCUCCGAGAGGCUGUACUCAAGCUUUCGGAUGCAGGGAUCACACCUUUGUUUCUUACAAGCCAAGAGGACCGACAGCUCAUCAAUGCCUUGCAGAUCAAUAACACAGCAGUGGGGCAUGCCCUGGUUCUGCCUGCAAGGAGGGAUCUCACAGACUUCCUGAAGAAUGUCCUUACCUGCCAUGUUUGCUUGGACAUUUGCAAUAUCGACCCAUCCUGUGGAUUUGGCAACUGGAGGCCUUCCUUCAGGGACCGGAGGGCAGCGGGCAGUGAUGUGGACAUAGACCUGGCUUUCAUCUUGGACAGCUCAGAGGCUACCACUCUGUUCCAGUUCAACGAGAUGAAGAGGUAUAUAGGCUACGUGGUCAGACAGCUGGACCUGAGCCCAGACCCCAAGGCCUCCCAGCACUUUGCCAGAGUGGCUGUGGUGCAGCAGGCAACCUAUGAGUCUGUGGACAAUGCCAGUGUGCCACCCGUGAAGGUGGAAUUCUCACUGACGGACUAUGGUGCCAAGGAAAAGCUGUUAGACUUCCUUAGCAGGAGGAUGACCCAGCUGCAGGGAACCAUGGGCCUGGGUAAUGCCAUUGAAUACACCAUAGAGAACGUCUUUGAAAGUGCACCAAACCCACGGGACCUCAAAAUUGUGGUGCUGAUGUUGACUGGUGAGAUGCAGAGGCAGCAGCUGGAGGAGGCCCAGAGAGCUAUUCUGCAGGCCAAGUGCAAGGGCUACUUCUUCGUGGUUCUGGGCAUCGGCAGGAAGGUGAAUGUCAAGGAGGUGUACAGCUUUGCCAGUGAGCCCAGUGAUGUCUUCUUCAAAUUUGUGGACAAGUCAACUGAGCUCAACGAGGAGCCGCUGCUGCGCUUUGGGAGGCUGCUCCCUUCCUUCCUCAGCAGUGAAAAUGCAUUCUAUCUGCCUCCAGAUAUCAGGAAACAGUGUGAUUGGUUCCAAGGGGACCAACCAGUGAAGAAUGGUGUGAAGUCUGGUCACAAACAGAUGUAAGUAAUUAGA
Molecule: messenger RNA, 1454 nt
Organism: Acomys russatus (golden spiny mouse)
Lineage: Eukaryota; Metazoa; Chordata; Mammalia; Rodentia; Muridae
Product: collagen alpha-3(VI) chain-like
Exons: 4
Coding region: 135-1445 (436 amino acids)
Source: RefSeq, a predicted model, not a curated record